Messenger RNA from Nezara viridula (southern green stink bug), 4179 nucleotides. The record is from the annotation of a GenBank genome assembly. Lineage: Eukaryota; Metazoa; Arthropoda; Insecta; Hemiptera; Pentatomidae.
UAAAGCAUGAUGCUCAUGAACAAGAAAUUUUACUUCAGGAAAAACAAACUAAAAGCAAGGCUGUUUUAGAACAGAUAAGUCAAACUAUGACUAAUGCCAGUAUGAAAAAAAGUGAAAUGGAAGAAUUAAGGUCAAAAACAGAAGAGAAAAAUGAAAUGCUUCAAAUAAGGAAACAAGAAAUUGACACAGAGUUAGCUGAUAUAGAACCUCUUCUACAAGAAGCAAGGGCAGCUGUAGGAAAUAUAAAACCAGAAGCGAUAACUGAAAUACGUUCUUUGAGAGCUCCAACUUCUGUUAUUAGGGAUAUUUUAGAAGCAGUUCUCAGAUUAAUGGGUAUCCAAGAUACAUCAUGGAACAGUAUGAAAACAUUCCUUUCACAUCGAGGUGUACGUGAAGAAAUAAGGUUGUUUGAUGCUAGCCAAAUAAACAAAGAAGAUAGAGCAGCAGUUGAAAACUUAUUAUCAUCUCAUAAGGAUUCCUUUCUUCCUAAGAAUGCAUCUAGAGCAUCUUUGGCUGCUGCUCCCUUAGCUGCAUGGGUGAUUGCAAAUGUAAAGUAUUCUAUUGUUUUAGAAAAAAUUCAACCUCUCACUGAAGAACAAAAUCAACUAAUGACAAAUAUUGAGGAAGCCAACUUAAGUAUUGAGGAACUUAAAGCUGGUCUUCAAAAUGUAGAUGAAACAGUGCAACAGUUGCAAGAACAUCUGAGAAUUACUACAAAAGAAGGAGCAGAAAUUGAAGUUCACCUUUCAGAAGUUCAGAAUAGAAUUACUGCUGCUGAAAGUCUGGUGAAAAAAUUAGAUGAUGAAUUCUCAAUUUGGACUGUGGAGGAUAAUGUGAUCUCGGGUACUUUAACUGACCUGUGGAAAUCAUGUAUUUUAGCAGCAGCUUUUAUCACAUAUUUACCCAGUGAAACAGAAAAAGUGCGAAGUGAUACUUUGAAACAGUGGAAGGAGUCAUUGAAUAAUCCAGAGGAGUUUUCAAUUUGGAGUUUCUUAAGCUCUGAUCGUGAAUUAUUAAUAUGGAAUCAUGAAGGCCUUCCAAGAGAUGAAUUUUCUUUCCAAAAUGGAAUAAUCACAUUACAUUCAUUAACAUUUCCAUUACUCUUGGAUCCUUUAUCAACUGCAGUCACUUGGCUAUUAAACCAUUUUAAGAAACUGGAUAUCACUAUAAUCUCUUGUCAUAACAAUAACUUCUUAACAAUGUUGGAAUUAGCUGUAAGGUUUGGAAAAAUAGUUAUACUUGAAGUAGGCAAUCAUAUUCCUUGUGCUGUGAUGUCAAUUUUACAAGAAAAUUUUGUUUUCCAAGGUGCUCGAAAAAUGCUUUAUAUUGGAGAGAAAUUAGUUGAUUUUAACCAAAAUUUCAAACUUUUCAUGGUUACUCAUGAUUUGAGAAAUUAUAAUGUCAUGAAAACUCUUCUUCCCUGUCCUGUUAUUGAUUUUAAUACUUCAAUAAAUGGAUUAAUGGAACAGUUACUCGAUUCUGCAUUAUUUGUUGAAAAACCAUCUUUAGAAAAACAAAGGUUAAAAUACAUUGAACAAGAAGAAAGUCUAACUUUACAAUUACACCAUAUGCAAGAAGAAGUCCUGGAAACUUUAGUUCUAGCCCAAGGUGACAUUCUGCAAAAUCAGCAAUUAUUGAAAUCUUUGGAAGUAACAAAAGUAAGCAGUGAUGAAAUAAAAAAGACAUUAGCUGAAUCAAGUUUACUCAAACAAAAUCUUGAUAAAGAGCGAGAAUACUAUAGGCCUUUAGCUGAAUAUGGAGCUACUCUUUUUUUUGCUUGUAUGAACCUUAGUGCUAUAAAUGUUAUGUAUCAAAUAUCUGUUACAUCAUUUAAAAAACUUUUUGAAACAUCAUUACAUAAGAAUCAGAUUGUUGAUGAUAUGAAGUUUAAAUGUCAUAAUUUAUUGAUGGUGGUAUAUCAUCAUGUGUGUUGUUCACUUUUUAAAGCUGAUAUUUUAACAUUUGCUGUUCACCUAACCCAUGUAAUUCAUCCAGAAAGAUUUGAAUUUAAUGAAUGGAAUGUGUUCAUUGGAAAACUUAUGAGUUCUUCAAUUGAAGAAGGCUCAAAUUUGGAUAAUGCAUUACCUUCAUGGAUAACUGGAGAUAAGAUUCAACAAGUUCUUUAUCUGAAGAACUUUUUACCCACAUUGUAUCAAAAAAUGAACUUAAAUAAUGAAACUUUGUGGUUAAAUUUCAUGGAAAACAAAAACCCUCACCCACCUAAAGAAUGCAAUUUAUCAUCAUUUCAGUUAGUUCUAGUUACUCAAGCACUACGUCCUGAUAAAUUAUAUACUACACUUGUGCAAUUUGUUCUUCAGACAUUAGGACUCAAAUACAUUUUGCCACCAACACUCAAGCUGAAUGAAUUGUAUCUAGAAACAGUUGCAACAGAGCCUAUUCUCAUAAUAUCAUCACCAGGAAACGAUCCUUCAAAAGAUAUAUUUUCUCUUGCUUCUGUAAAUGGGAAUAUUAAGCUCCAUGAGCUUGCAGCUGGACCUGGAUGUGAAGAACUAAUAUUAAAAUUACUUAAUGAAGCAUCUAGGAAUGGUGAAUGGCUAAUGUUAAAAAAUCUUCAUUUACUAAUAUACUGGCUGCCAGUUUUUGAGAGAGAGUUUCAUGGAAUUGAGCCACACAAAAAUUUUCGAAUUUGGCUCACAACAGAACCAAAUGAAAAGUUUCCUCCAGGAUUUUUGAACCAUUGUUUUAAAAUUACUUAUGAGGCCCCUCCUGGCAUUAAAAGGAGCAUGGAAAAGAUUUAUGACAACUGGAGUCUUGAUAAAGAACUAGCUGUAAAUAUAGAUGCUUCAAAAGUCAUGUUUGUGCUGGCAUGGCUUCAUGCUGUACUGCAGGAAAGAAGACUUUAUAUACCUCAAGGCUGGACAAGUUUUUAUGAAUUUAAUAGUUCUGAUCUUACGUGUGCAAAAGAUAUUAUAAACAGGCUAUUUAAUAGAGUGUACUCUGAUAGUUUUAAGUGGGAUUAUCUACGAGGUCUUUUUGAAGUAGUAAUAUAUGGAGGUCGUAUAAGUAAUUUAUAUGAUUUGAGAGUAUUAUCAACCUAUUUGAAACAUUUUUUUAAUAGCAGUGUCAUUGAAGGAAAUUUUGAAGUUGCAUCAGGAAUAAAUGUUCCCAAAUCUGCCAAUAUUAAGGAACAUUUAGAUAUAAUUAAAAAUAUACCAGAUACAGAUAACCCUGAAUAUUUUGGUUUACCGAAAAAUGCCAAUAGAAUUUGGCAACGUGAAGCUAGUUUGAGCAUUAUUUUGCAGUUGAAAGCUUUGAAUGAAGAAGACAAAUGCUUUAGUGAAAUGAGAAAUUCAAAACAGGAAAAUUCUGCAGUGUUGUUGUCCUUCAUUAAAUUUUGGAAAAAUCUUAUACAGGGAAGAAAAAUGAUUAAGCAAGAAUUUGAAGAUGAUUCAAAAUUGAAAAUGGGAGAAAUACCAAUAUCACUGUUUUUCACAUUAGAAAAAAAGUUUUCACAAAAAUUAAUAAAUAUCAUAGAUAUAUCACUGUCAGGUCUAGAAAGCAGUUUAAAAAAUGAUAUUGUUGUUGAUGAUUCUGUCACAUUAAUAGCCAAUACCUUAAAGUCCCAACAGUUACCUGAAAUAUGGGAGCAACUAUGGAGUGGUCCUUCGAAUCCAUUAGUUUAUUUACAGAGUGUUACAUCAAAAGCAGAAAGUGUUGCUUACAUCCAUAGUAGAUGGAGAACAGAAAAUAUUGUCUUUGAUUUAUCUCAAUUAUACAAUAUUGAAGGAUUCUUUGCAGCUCUUAAACAACAAGCUGCAAGACACUUUAAUACGCCUCUGGAGGAUCUAUUUCUUCACACAUCUAUUGGUAAAACUACUGCUUCAAUUUUUGAAGGAUCUGUUCUUAUAUCUGGUUUAUUACUGGAAGGUGCUUUAAUCUCAGAAAAUCAACUUAAAGAAAAUUCAGAAGAAUCACCUAGUGUUGCAUUGGUACCUGAGAUAUUACUGUCAUGGAAGAGCUUAAAGGAGAAUAACUUAGAAGAUACUUCAUACGUAUCUAUUCCUCUUUAUUUGACAGAUAGAAGAGAUAAAGUAAUAGCAAACUUAUUAAUACCUUGUAAAAAACAGGAAAUAGAAAAAUGGAUUCUAGCAGGAACAGCAUUUUACAUCAAGUCUUAGAAGAAUUAAUUUUUUUAUGAAAUAUUCUAAAUUAAGAAUU